Gigantopelta aegis is the source of this 4943-nucleotide messenger RNA. RefSeq names its product glutamate receptor ionotropic, delta-1-like. Gene Ontology annotation, cellular component: membrane. Gene Ontology annotation, molecular function: glutamate-gated receptor activity. The coding region runs from base 767 to 3127 and encodes 786 amino acids. NCBI's taxonomy places the organism in Eukaryota, Metazoa, Mollusca, Gastropoda, Neomphalida, Peltospiridae. The record is from RefSeq and is a predicted model, not a curated record. The transcript has 13 exons.
AAUUAUCCUUUGUAUUUAAUAUCUUCUUAUUUUUUUCUGUAGGUUUAUUUGAUGUAGAAGUAAUGCCAAACACGUACACGCAUAAUGGAUGGUAUCGUUAUACAAUCUGGUAUGGAAUUAGCGCCAUCUGCCCGUCAAAUAAACACGAGAACUAUUGAAUAUAGGUUAAUCGAUACACACAACUAACAAGACACUGGAUAAUUAUUUAAAGAGAACCAAGUUUAGUAUGCGAAGAUUGCUACGUUUGUUUAAUGAGAAAUCAAAUCAACGAACAGUGUCGUCCGCUCGUAUUUGUUUUCUGCAUUCUCUGUGGGUAUUCUCAACUUCCCAGUUUCCUAGGAAACAUCUACGACAUACGAGAUACUCAAAAACAAUCGCAAAAAGAGAGGUGGAAGAUACCACAAUGAUUUCGUUAUGUGUGUAACGGGACUGUUAAAUGUGUUUUUAAUGCACACAAUGCGUAUUAAUUACAACUUCUGCGAGAUGUAGGUGCUGGGGAAAAACUGGCGUCCUCCCUUCGCUGCUGUCCCAAGCGAUAUGGUAGAACCGCCCUUAAAUGACAGUGUUUGGCACCACAGAAUGGUAAUGGAGGCUAUGCACGCGAAGUGUCACUUGGAGCUAUCUCUGAAGUAAUCUCACUGUGUGAUUUUCAAAUGGCGGUUGUGCUGUCACAGUUAUUCGUGAUGUUCACUCGAGUUACAUCAGAUCAUUUUCGCGGCAUUUAUAUCUUCACGAGGAGAACGGGUAGAACUCGAAUAUAACGAAUAUGGGAUUUUGUGUCUGGCGGCUCAGCGUCGUUGUUGGUUUGUUGGUGAUGGUGAUGAUCACGGGUGUAUGUUCAAAAUACUUCCAAAACAAAACGUUCAUACACAUAGUGAAUAUAGAAACAACGCUACAUACAACGAAAGACUUCAAGUUGGAAAGUGACACUAAGAUUCCGUUUGUAAACUUAACAACCUUGUAUACAGAAGGCCCACCGUCGUUUUCGUUUUUUUCUGGAGCGAAAAAAGCUGUGACUAAUAUCACGGAUGUUGUUCUAGUGCCGCGGCCGCAGUGCAGCACAUUCCUCGAAGAUUCCAUAGAAUUGUUUGAUAGGGUUCCAGUCAUGUGUUACGACGUGUGCGACGUUGCCAAGUGUGUUCAGAAGGGCAACUUCAUAGACAUAUGUGGCAGUGAUGGCGAGGAUCAGUCGAAUGUAAACUGCAACGCCUUUGGUCUGGUCGAAGAUGUCACCUCUACCGCAGUCUACAGUCUAGUCAAGCACCUCAAGUGGAAAUGGCUUUUAAUCAUCUUUGACGCUGAACAUGAGCAACGAGCACGAAUAAUUCAAACAAACACGGCUUCCAAUAUUUACGUCUUGCUUUUUCGAGUUGAACAGUCGAUUGAUUUGCCCAGCCUUCGACAAACACUACAUCAAUAUUAUAGCUGGACACACGAAUACAAGAACGUUAUCGUACUCUGCGGUAGUCCAACACACGUUGAACAGAUACUACACGAGGCCAACAGCUUCGACGAUCUCCACGACAAUAAAACGUCAAUGGCGAUGUUUUCACAAUGGUUGUUUGUCACUGGGGAAGACAGUGUGGGAAAAGAUCUGUCUUGGAUAUUACUGAAUAAUGUUGUCAUGGUGACAAUUCCGCCUGUUCUGCCGCCAGUGCCAGGUGCUAUCAGGGAAACUAUACAGAACACUAUGAAGUGUUUGCUGGAUUCACAGAACAGAACGUUCACAGAGCUCAGUCUUGAUACUUCACUGUCGUCAAGCGACCAGUUUAUCCAGCUUCUGAGCAAGAGGUGCAAGUGCUGGGAGGGGAAGAUCUCCUCUCUGCUGUACACCGAGAAUGGACGUGAGCUGAGCAAGAUCGGGUUUUUUGACUUCACGGGAACAAUACACGUGCCUACCAAGCUGUUUACCAACGAAGACUUCGGGUUCAAUGGUCGCGUGUUUCGAGUGGGAACAAUGCUGUGGCCGCCAUACUUACAACUAUCGAGCGAAAACAACACCAAAAUAUAUGAAGGUCUCUGCAUUAAUUUGUUGGAAGAACUGGCUAAAAUCUUUAAUUUUAGUUACGAGAUUGGAGAGGUGGAGGAGAACGCAACUUCACGUGGGACAGUGCCAGGACUAGUCGGCGCCAUGAUUAGAGGGGAACUGGACCUCAUCGUGGCGCCGAUGCUCGUGUCAGCUGACAAGGAACUCGUCAUAGACUUCACGUUUCCCUUCUUCCAUGACGUCAGUGUGGGCGUCUUCAGAAUGCCCGACCCCGAGAAAUCAAAAUGGCUGACUCUGAUCAAACCUUUCAAGUGGGAAGUACUGGCAUGUAUAGGGGUGUCCCUGGUGACCAGUACUAUUCUACUUACCAUUAUUCAGAUGACGCAAAGGCUCGAAAAGCCAGGAAAACUCGGGGAAGUCUUUCAGAGCUGUUUAUGGUACAUUUACGGAGCUUUACUUUCUCACGGCUGUUCACUGGACCCAGCGACACUGUCUGGAAGGAUCUUAGUUGGUUUCUGGUGGCUCUUCUGUUUGGUGAUUUCCGCCUCAUACAGCGGGAUUCUCAUAGCGUUUCUUACUGUAGAAAGACAGACGCCGCCCUUGCACACACUGGCGGAUCUGGUGGCACAGGAAGACUACUCUUGGGGCACACUAGGUGGCACCGCUAUGUUAGAUGAAUAUCACAAAUCCACCCAAACUGACAUCAAAGCUUUAGUGAGAGGCCUGUCCCAAACGGGCGAGUCGAUGGACGAGCACAAGAAGAGGGUUCUGGACGGCUCGUACGUGUUUUUCGGGGACAGGGAGACGCUGGUCACGUGGACCAGACAGCACUGUGACCUGGCGAUCCUCGACGAAUCCUUCUCACCAUUCAAGUUCUCAGUCGGGCUGCCCAAGAACUCGCCGUACACAGAUCUCUUUUCAAAGAGAAUUAUUGAUAUUCAAUCUGGUGGUCUAAUGGAAAUCUGGAAGAAACACUGGUGGCCUCAGAGGAAUCUCUGUGUGAACCUUUCCAAUGCCAGGAACCGACCAAUCCAACUGUCUGACCUGCAGAGUAUAUUCUACGUGGCUAUUAUAGGACUCGUGCUGGCCUCCGUUAUUUUAAUCACUGAAAAACUUGUCCAUCUUUAUCAUUACACCUAGCAGCCGCUUGGCACGGUCUUCACUAUUCUCUUUUUUAAAUAUACAUUUAUUAAGUUUUAAGAAUUUGAAGACCCCUUUGUGCCUAGAGACCAGAUAUUCUAUUUCACUGGCCCUCAUCAAGAAGAUUUGCCCAUCACAACUUGUGGCAUUGGUAGUUUCCUUUUUAUGAGCAUAUUUAUAGUUGUUCCAACUUAAAUAUCCACGUUGCUUCAAAUGAAUGUUUGGUCAACAGAACUCUACUAAACCAUUUGAACGUGAGGACAAGGACGAUGACCAGACUCUAUCAUCGCGUAUGGAUGCUACUGUGAGGCAGGCGUGUUAACAUUUAUGGCUGGUUCAUUGCUAUUAUGGAAAGGAUAUUAAAAAAAAAAAACUUCACCGCAAUAAGACACGAUUGCGUUCAGUACAUAUAGUGUGUGGCGAGCAACAAAACACGGUUGCGUUCAGUACAUAUAUAUUGUAGCGAGCACCAAAUAACGAUUUGACUGGUUCUAUGUUAUAUUGAUUUAACAUUAAGCGCCAAAAUCAGUCUAAAAUGCCACAUAGAGCUCGUGUAAAUUGAACGCUGAACAGGGUUAGUCUUUUGUCAUAUAAUAGACUAAAUUAGUUGUGUUUUUUAAAUUAUUCUCUGUGAUUGUGUGUUCUUGGUUUUUUCAUCAUUGUGCUGGGUGACAAUGAUUCAUAAGUUGUGACAUUGACUAACAUAUUGUUAGUUAGGAGAUUGAUGUCAAAUAGUUAAUUUUGUUUAUGAGAGAAUAAAAAAUUACACGCCGUGUUAAAGCAUUGUAGGUCAGAGAAAUAAAACAUGUAUUUGUUUAUGUGUGUGUGCCCGUAUGAUAUGUAUCAUGUUUGGGCCAGUUUCGGUAAGUAUAAGCAUUCGGUUCUAAAGCAUAUCAAUAUUUAUAAACAGACAGUUGUUAUUCAAAUGCCUAGUUUCUUAUUAAUAUUUCUACGCUUAAAAUGAGUACUAAUCAGGCCACUAUGUAGCAAAGAUCACCGCACAUGCGAAAGAAUUUAUGUUGAAACAUAUAAGGGCCAUAUACUUUGGGCAAGUAUCUGUAAAGAGAGUUUUGCCAGCAGACACCGUGACAAUCAUGUGACUUCAAUAACCAGAUACCAGUACAGCUGAGAACAGACAGAAAUAGUUUUUAAAAUUAAGUUUUCUUUCACAUUAAUCUUUGAAAAUCAUAGAAAAAAGGUAUUGAGAAAUGUGCCGUGUUUAUGAGUCGGUAAAGUUCAAUCUUGCUUUCUUUGCUCGUUUUAACUUUAUUAUUAUGAACAUUUCUGUGAAUAUGACAGACAUCUGUUUACUUCCCCAUGCAAAACUCAAAUUCGUAAAAAAUAUUCAAAUAUACGUACUGUUAUGCACAAACGACGCAACCACCGAAACAGGGCAACGGACGAUACGGUACAUAUGUAUUUAUGUGUGCAUGCGCACACGUGUAUGUGUAUGUGUUUAUGUGUUCAUAUGUAUGUGCUGAUGCUUUUAUGUCAAUAUGUCUUUUGUGUUAGUACGUAUGUGUCGUACGAGUAUAUAUAUAUAUAUAUGUAUGUAUGUAUGUAUGUAUGUAUGUAGGUACGUAUGUACGUAUAUAUGAAUCAUUCAGUCUGUCCGUCCGUCCAUCCGUCCGUCCGUCUGGCUAUCACACACACACACACACACACACACACACACACAUGCACACAUACAGAUUUCGUCAUGAGUUACGGUUCUUAGUGAUUAAACUCACAUGGAAUAGUGGUUUGAAUUUAUAGGGUGUUUUUUUUAAUGAAUGUCACAGUGCUUCAAUAAAGUCUAUCGAGUGUCUGUCACUAA